GACGUGUCAUCUUGUGUCAAAAAAAUUCCAAAUCAUAUGUCGCGAAUAUUAACAUAAGUGUGCGCUAAAAAAACUGAGGCCCACGAAAGGGAACACGAAACAAUGAGCGUGACACCUAAAUUAGACGAUCUAGUCCAGUCAGUAACUUUGUACACUUUAAAACCGACAGUAUUCCAUUUGUAUGUGUUGCCUUUCCUGUUGAUUUACACUGGCUGGCUUUAUGCUUGGCUUGGAGUUUAUGGCUUUAACGAACAUUACGAAGGAGGUUUUGUGGGACUAGCAGUUAUAGCAUUUUUUCAAAUACUGUGUUGUCUCACAUGUUAUUGGUCGGUACAUAUUAACUGUAUUUUUACGUGCAAUAAGGAAAAAGAACCUCUUAAAGCUACAGCUGUUAAAGUUGUACCUACAGCUAAUAACGGUUGGUCUGAACUAGUACGGUUAUGUCAUAAGAAGGGUGAAAAAGAAACUUCUGUUUGGUUUACCUUUCAAAAGUCGAAAUACUUUUGGGAUUCAGACAAGAAAACGUUCAGAGGUUUGGAAUAUCCAAUUAAUAAUUCCUUUGGAGAAUACUGUUCUUGGAAGGGUUACCAGGAAGAACAAGAUGUUGUUAAUGCAGAAAGUUUUUACGGCAAAAAUGAACUGGAUAUGGUUGUGCCAGAAUUCAUGGAAUUAUUUAAAGAAAGAGCCACUGCCCCAUUUUUUGUCUUUCAAGUGUUUUGUGUGAGCCUUUGGUGUUUGGACAAAUACUGGUAUUAUUCUAUUUUUACACUGGUGAUGUUGGUUUUAUUUGAAUGCACUUUAGUUAAACAACAACUGAAAAAUAUGUCGGAAAUUAGAAAAAUGGGAAAUAAGCCAUAUAACAUUUUGGUGUAUAGAAAUAGGAAAUGGAGGUUGAUUCUUACCAGUGAUCUUAUCCCUGGGGAUAUCAUAUCAAUAACCAGAUCACAAAAAGACAAUUUAGUGCCAUGCGACGUCUUAUUAAUUAGAGGUUCCUGUGUUGUGGAUGAAAGUAUGUUGACAGGUGAAUCAGUUCCUCAAAUGAAAGAGGCUGUUGAGGGUGCAAACCAAAAGAAAAUAUUAGACCCCGAGAUGGAUGGUAAAUUAUAUGUACUCUUUGGAGGAACAAAGGUUGUUCAACAUUCGGCUCCCCCUAAAACAACUUCAGGGCUUAGACCCAACGAUAAUGGCUGUGUGGCCUAUGUUUUAAGAACAGGUUUUAACACGUCACAGGGUAAAUUGUUGAGAACAAUUUUGUUUGGAGUUAAAAGAGUUACAGCUAAUAAUAAAGAGACAUUCGGCUUUAUAUCGUUCUUGCUGAUAUUUGCAGUUGCAGCCGCUUGGUAUGUAUGGCAAAAAGGAUGCGAAGAUCCAGACAGAAACAGAUACAAACUUUUCUUGGAAUGUACUUUAAUAUUAACGUCGGUAAUCCCGCCUGAACUACCAAUUGAAUUAUCUUUAGCGGUGAAUACUUCUUUGAUUGCCUUAUUCAAGUUGGGGGUGUUUUGCACGGAACCCUUUAGGAUUCCGUUUGCUGGCAAAGUGGACAUCUGCUGUUUCGACAAAACAGGCACCUUAACGAGUGACAACCUGAUAGUGGAAGGAGUCGCUCUGGCUGAAAAAGACUCCAGGGUCACUGCUAUCGCCGAUGUUCCUAUGGAAUCGGUUCAAGUGAUGGCAACUUGCCACUCGCUCACCCAACUGGACGAUGGACUUGUCGGUGAUCCGCUGGAAAAAGCGACGAUAAACGCUAUUGAAUGGAAUGUAACGAAAGCUGAUGCAGUUGUUCCUAAAAAGGGAAAGUCGCCGGGGUUUAAAAUCUUCGCUCGCCACCAUUUCUCCUCUGCUUUGAAACGAAUGUCUGUGGUUGCAGGCUAUAAUCCAAUGGGAUCAAUGGAAACUAUCUAUGUUGCAACUGUAAAGGGAGCUCCAGAAACGUUGAAAGCAAUGUUUUCCGAAGUCCCAGAAAAAUACGAUCAAGUCUAUUUGGAACUGUCGAGAAGAGGAGCCAGAGUUUUGGCGAUGGGCUACAGAGAAAUCGGUACACUAUCCACACAAGAACUGCGCGAUCUGACGCGCGAGGACGUCGAAAAGGACUUGAAAUUCACCGGGUUCGUCAUAAUAUCCUGCCCUUUGAAAACCGACUCGAAAGCCGUCAUUAAAGAACUACAAAACGCGUCGCAUAAAGUCGUCAUGAUUACGGGCGAUAAUCCCUUAACGGCGUGCCACGUUGCCAAAGAGUUGAAAUUCACCACGAAACCCACGUUAAUUUUGACCGAGAAAGAGGACACUUUCUCGUGGCAAACGAUAGAGCAGUCGGCCGACUUACCUCUCGACUACAACUACAAGGAUCUGACGAAAAAAUACGAUCUCUGCGUGACGGGCGACGGUCUCAGUUAUCUCGUAAACAACUACCAAGCCUUCUUGAACUUGAUACUGCCGUACGUGAGCGUGUUCGCGCGCUUCGCGCCCAAGCAGAAGGAGUACGUCGUGCUGCGGCUGAAGGCGUUGGGCUUCACGACGCUGAUGUGCGGCGACGGCACCAACGACGUGGGCGCCUUGAAGCACGCCGAGGUCGGCGUCGCCAUUCUGGCGAACGCCCCGGAAAGUCUGCCCAACGUCAGGGAGCUGCGCGAGAAGGAAAGGGAGCGGCAGCGUUUGGCGAGGGACGUGGCUGGCGCGCGCAACAAGCCGAAUCACGUGAAGCUGCAGGAGCAAAGAGAUCGGCUGCAGGCGAACAUGAACAAAAUGAUGAAGGAACUGGAGGCGGAAGAGCAGGCGCAGGUUGUCAAACUCGGCGAUGCCAGCAUUGCUUCUCCCUUUACCAGCAGGUUGUCUUCAAUUAUGUGUAUUUGCCACAUAAUAAAACAGGGCAGAUGUACUUUAGUAACCACUUUACAAAUGUUUAAAAUUUUGGCCCUUAAUGCCCUUAUUCUGGCCUACACUCAAUCGGUUUUGUACUUGGAUGGAAUUAAAUUACGUGACAUGCAAGCAACUCUGCAGGGUCUUUUAUUGGCAGCUUGUUUCUUAUUCAUAUCCAGAUCAAAGCCCUUAAAAGUGUUGUCUAAACAAAGACCUUUACCAAACAUUUUUAAUGUUUACACUAUCAUGACUGUACUGUUACAGUUUGCUGUCCAUUUUUGUUGUUUGAUUUUUUUAGUACAACAAGCAAAGGCGAGGCUACCAGUAGACGAAACAAAUUCUACUGAACCCAUUAAAAAGUUAACAGAAGAGGAGGAAGAUGAAAUAUUUAAACCAAAUAUUGUAAAUAGUACAGUUUACAUAAUUUCUACUGCCCUUCAAAUAGCAACGUUUGCAAUAAAUUAUAGGGGAAAUCCUUACAUGGAAAGUCUCAAGCAAAAUAAAGCCUUAUUAUACAGUAUUUUAGGUGCGGGAGGAGUCGUGUUGGCAUUAACAUUGGGAAUUCUACCGGAUUUAUCAGAAUUAUUUGAAAUAAUAGAUUUCCCUCCAGAUUUUCGCCUAGUUUUACUUCAAGUUUUGUUUGCUGAUUUCUUUUUAUCAUUUUUGUUUGACAGAGCUUGUCUAUGGUUGUUUGAGGGGUCAACAUAACUAAAUCAAGAAUACUUACUUAGUAUUUAUUUGUAUUGGAAGUUUUUAAAAAAUACAUCAUCCAAAAAUCACUAGUUUUUUUGGAUAGUGUCGUUUUUUAAAAAGGGCCUCAAUUGUUAAAAAAUAAAUUUAAUUUGCGUCAUUCCAUUGUACCGAUUUUUGCGGUAAUUUUGUAAGAAAAUGUGAUUGUUCACAAGGAAUGCGUGCAUUUUGUACCAUUUGUUUUUUUUACUGAUGCGCGAUCAUUGUAAGUCUACUUGUAGGUAUACCUACAAGUAAAAAUAAUGUACCUUUAGAUAAAUAAUAAAUUUUAAAAGUAUUGUUAUAUUGC
Molecule: messenger RNA, 3898 nt
Organism: Brassicogethes aeneus
Lineage: Eukaryota; Metazoa; Arthropoda; Insecta; Coleoptera; Nitidulidae
Source: the annotation of a GenBank genome assembly